CCACCACAUUGACAAUACCCAUUUCAGACCACCACUCCGACAUCUUGUCCGUCCCGACCGUGUCAGCCGGCAACAGCAACGACCUCUUCCUUGCGGGCCCCGUCGGCUCAUCUGCCCGACUGGUAUUCAGACUGCUCUGCUCCUCGGGGAGGGGACCGCCCCCCUAUAUACUAAGUAGGUAUCCGUACCCGUCCGACGCGGUGCCUCGACUUCGGACCCUUGUCUCCCGCAUCCCACACGCGUUCACCGCCGACACCGACGACAAUAACAACUACGACUACGACCGUCGAGACUGGCAAGCAAAUGACUAUCUGAGCCUCAAUUGAGUCUGCUUGGCCUUCCUCCAGCACUUGUGUUGCCCGGUCGCCAUUGUUUGCGGUCACAUGGAUUGAGCCGAGUCCGCGGAGUCGAGACAGCCUCGACACUCAACACAGCAAAUUCCCACAUCACCACCGAGAGCGCGGCUCAUUCGAGUACUACACAGCCGCCAAAUCAUUCUCGUGUCCGGAUCGAGUCAUCGGUGGCCCUUUCGACUACUGGUCAAUGCGACUUUCCGUACAGGCGGUCGGAUGACACCCCAUGGCGUGACAGCUUCACUGCCAACGAGUAAAGACACCAAUUAGGGCGAAGAGCGCCUGCAAAUACACCCACCCUGCAGCCGUGGUGCUUCCGGUCUCUGCCAGGCUACCACAGAACCCACUCGGAGGCCACAGCACAUGCUACUCCGACCGGCAACGCGUUCAAGGUCACGGAUGGACAAGACGGGCACGCAGAGCAGCCACGUGAACAGUCUUGUGGAAAACCUGGGAGGACUAAAACAUACCGCCCUGGACCAUUCAUUGGGUCAGGGCCGUCCCUGUCAAGUAGGGACUGCGGGAGACAGGCCACCAGAUCGCGGCAGAAUCUGCCCUGCGGCGCUGCAAGUCCUAACAAGUCUAAACAUCGCCGGACUUGCCGCUGCAAGGACCGUGUGCUAGUCCACGAUGCCGACGAUCCACGUACAGGCUGGCUCAUCAGCCCAGCUCCAGGAAAUCGCCGACUCGCUGUGGAAGGCGAAGAAAGUUGUGGUUGUAACAGGAGCCGGUAUCAGCACCAAUUCCGGGAUUCCAGAUUUUCGCUCAGAGAAUGGCUUGUAUUCCAUGAUUCAAAGCCAGUUUGAUGCCGCUGCCAGAUUGGACGGAGCCAAGACCCGAGGCAAUGGGGUCUUGUCAGACGACAGUGGUGACGAGCUGCGCCCCAAGAAGCGCAGAAAGUUAUCACUAGUGGGCGACACCAUUGAGGUUGGUGGUCCAAACCUGGAUAGGGACGCCACGGUUGAAGGCGACAGCAUCAAAGUCCUGGGUCCCGACGACAGUCUUGUCUCAGACGUGACCCAAGGAGAAAACCAUGGAGACCAGGACCCAGUAGAUGAGACGAAGCCAGGUGAUCAUGAUGAACGCGUCUGUGAGCGGGAAGAACCAGGAGAGGAGGAGGCCGAUCUGCUCUCUGAGGAAUCAGUGCUCGUGGGCGAAGCUUCCUUCGCUGGACCGGAUGCGAAGGGGGCGUCUCAGCGCGAGUCCGCGAAUCGAGGCCAGUGCAGCGAAGGGGCGCAUAAUAACUCCCACGUGGACUCACAAUGUCAAGCCCAACCUAUCUCAGCAGCCGCAUCCUCGAGACGACCCUCCCGGCGCAGCUCGCCGGCCCCUGAAGCGCUAUCCUCCCACCAAGAGCAACAAGACAUAGGAACAUCGGGGUGCAGUGCGCCGAAAUCCCCGAAUCGCUCUGCAGAUACACUUAAUGCCACGUCGUCUGGAUCUUCGACUCCCAAACAAACAUCUUCUGAUUCUGGGGCCCAAACGAACACUUUCAGCUCACCCUUGUCCUCGCCUCCACCGAUUCUUUCUGAUCCUUAUGAGGAAGCAUUUCAUCACUCGCCCACAUCUAGUAGCAGGUGUACGUCACCGGAGUCUGCAUCUGAGGCAGAGAACUCACCCCCUUCAUUGCCGCCGUUCAGCUACUCCCAAACCUUCAAGCGUGCGAGCCUGUCGACGAUGAAGGGACGUGACCUUUUCGACGCCUCCAUAUGGUCAGAUCCAGUCAAAACCUCCGUCUUCUAUACCUUUGCCACCAACCUUCGUCAGAAGUCCAGAGAAGCUUAUCCCACUGGCUCACAUCACUUCAUCAGCCACCUUCGAGACUCCGGCAGGAUGGUUCGAUGUUACACCCAGAAUAUCGACCUUCUUGAGGACAAAGUGGGUCUUUCUACGCGCCUACUUUUAGGUCCUGGUAGCAGAUCGCGAUUUUCUGCACGGGCCUCUCGAGCAGCUGCCGCUGCCGCAAUAGCGACAGCCACAGCCGCGGCAGCCGCGGCGGCGGCUGGGCCAGCAGCAACAUCCACCUCGGCUACUCCGAUUGCCUCUUGUCCAGCUGAUGGCUCUGAUCGCCCAGAACCAGUCGCCCAGUCCUCACGGCCAAGUGAUGAAUGCCAGGAGGAGGAGAAGAAUGGUGCAAAUGACACGACACACGCGCUGGCCACCGAGGGAGCGAAAGACCAGUGCCAGCAAGGAGAUGCCCAGACAGUUCCCUCCUCUCCAGAACCAGACCGAGGGGUAGAGUGCGUAUAUCUCCACGGCUCGCUGCGCUCGCUUCGCUGCUUCCAGUGCGGAGGCGUGAUCGACUGGGACGAAGGCGAUCGAGAAAUGCAGACCAUGUCUGGUAAUCAGCCGCCUUGCCCCCGCUGUGAAGAUGCAACCACGGCCAGGCAAGAAAAAGGCAAACGUGCUCUCGGCGUUGGAAAAUUGCGACCUGACAUUGUCCUCUACGGCGAAGAACAUCCCGAGUCACAGCGGAUAUCCGAUAUCAUACAGCAUGAUCUAUCUCUUGCGCCUGACCUACUCAUAAUCAUGGGCACGAGUCUCAAAGUCCAUGGCCUCAAGACAGUCGUCAAGGAAUUUGCAAAAGCAAUACAUAACAAGAAGGACGGCAAGGUCAUCUUCAUAAACUACACAAAACCCGCUGACAGUGUCUGGGCGGAUACAAUCGACUUCUGGGUCGAGAUGGACUGCGAUGCCUGGGUGAAUGAUUUGAAAAAGAAGAAGCCUAUUAUCUGGUCGCCGCCUGGUACCAUUGCCGAGGAACCCCGAAACACGAAGAGGAGACGCCGUACCAACGUUGACUUGGAGAAGGCGGCAGCCGGCAAGGGAGAUGUCAAAGGUGAGGGUGCUGACGAUUCGCCUAUGAGCGAACCAAAAGUCCCCGCAAAAAAGGCCGAGAAGAAAUGUGCACGGCCGCCAACAAAACCUUCUGCCCCGAAGCCUGCACCGAAACGACCAGUUUCCGAGCGGGAGCACAAGGACAAUGGUGCAUACUGGACGACAAGAAUCAUGUCAAAUUUGGCCUUGCUCACCGGACGUCAGGUGAAGAAGUACUCGACGAUGUCAGCAACGCCAGCACCGGCGAAGAAACAACCUGGGGCUGGGCAACCUGUUUAUAAACCUGCUGAACCGGAACCUGCAGAACUGGUCGCGCCAAAACUGCCCCUGAAUAAGGGCCGUGGCCCACGCCUUAAGAAUGCGAGGACCAGAAAGCGUCUGCCAGAAAAAACCUCCAUGAUUGAUGCUGCUAAUUCAGAUGUGGAUCAAGAUUCAACCGGCCACCAGAACGGUCAAGUAGAGGAUCAGAAGCCCAAAGCUGGCACGUUACGUGCAGACUGUCCUGGGCUUCAACAAAAAUUGGCCAUACCCGGAGAUGACCGUCCUCUUGCCGCCAUGGCGGAAGCAAAACCAGAUCCAGAUUUGACAGUCACGGAAGAUCAGUCUUUCCGGGACUGGAAAGACGACCCCACGCCCGUAUCACAAGCCUGCCAGAAGCCCCCAGUGCUGGAUUUGGGUGUCAGUCCUGAUACCACGGUCGAGAGCAACUCUAUCCUUGCGGCGGUCAAAUCGCACCACAGAAUUAGGAAGCCGAAAGCAAUUUUUGAGCCAGAAACCAUCUGUUUCUCAAAGUCAGGGAGGGGGACUCCUGCAUCGUCGGCCGUCAGCGCCAAACCCAGGGCGAAGCCAGCACAGGCGAGGACAGCACAGGCGAAGAAAAACAAAGGAGCGGGAAAGGCAGUGAAAACUGAAGUAACAGCACCCGCUCGAAUGAAGGAGAGUGUUAUUCUACCACCUCCCAUACCUAUACGUCGUCCGGUCCCAAAGCCCAAGAGGAGUAAAUCUCCUGAUCCAGGGCGAUCCGGUAAUCCUGACGAGUCCUGCAGACUGGCACCCCUCCACCCAGAGAACCUGGAAGGCUACAACCUGCAGAAGGAACACAACGAUCGGCCAUACCCUUUGGCCAAGCCACUCGAACCGAUUGUCAUUGUGGAGGGCCCGCCAUCUGAUAUGUCCCCAACAUCGCCUCAACACUGGCAGAAUCGUGCCUUUCAUUUGAGAGAUCCACAAUCGAGAAACUUCGAGGGACCUUGCAGAGGUCUCGACUUUGUCGGUCUGACAACCACAGCACAGCCCGAUGGACAAAACACAAUGACGGGUGCGGCACCGCCGGCUCCUCCACCAACUUCGCAACUGGCCACUCAGCUAGCGAUGAUAACCGUGCCCCCAUCACACAGCUCGUCCGCGUUUGCCAGCGCGCCGAUCAUGUUGCCCCACAACGCAGGGUUCGAGGAUGUCCAUCUGCCGCUGAGCGCGCAAUCAAUUCACGACAGCCCGAGUCGCCAGCUCCAUCAGGAAGAAGCUCUCGAGGCCGCGGCUGCUCUGAACCAAUUGAGAAGACCGCCUGUUUUUGACGAAAGGCGCUUCAUGGUCUGAAGUCGAGCAUGAAAAUGGAGUUAAAAGUGUGCUAUGCGACAAAUUGAUUUCGAAACUGUCGCCCGUCUCAAACAAAGACGGAUAUGAUGCAUCAUUACAGCCGGAGUAUUGUAGGACAGGCAUUCAUUUGUUUCAAGCGGGUCUAGGAUAGCAUCACGCCAAGAGAAUCAUCAAUGUCCAAGCGUCAGUGGAAUGAAGAAGCAUCAACUAUGCGUUCACAGUGACUGAACCACUGCCAUUAUGCCCCGACCGGAGGGACGUCAUACUGGUCGGCCACCAGAUCGUGCUAUAGGUGCCAGUUCUAUGUAACAUCCAGAUCGUAACGUCGAUCGAGCAGACCCUUGGGCCGCG
This is a messenger RNA of Diaporthe batatas, 5138 nucleotides long. RefSeq lists its product as uncharacterized. Gene Ontology annotation, molecular function: NAD+ binding. The coding region runs from base 984 to 4787 and encodes 1267 amino acids. NCBI's taxonomy places the organism in Eukaryota, Fungi, Ascomycota, Sordariomycetes, Diaporthales, Diaporthaceae. The transcript is spliced from 2 exons. The record is from RefSeq and is a predicted model, not a curated record.